Messenger RNA from Bursaphelenchus okinawaensis, 8144 nucleotides. The record is from the annotation of a GenBank genome assembly. Lineage: Eukaryota; Metazoa; Nematoda; Chromadorea; Rhabditida; Aphelenchoididae.
AUGAACAGGUAUUAUGUUACCCAAUUAUUAUUGUUACUAUUGCUAAUAGCCUAUAAUGUUAAGGCGCAUGAAUUUCAUCGAAAUUUUCGCUUCAAACACAAUAAAUUCGACGAAGAUGAGGCUGAAAGUGGGGAAGAUGGUACCAAAAAGCCGAAAAGUGAGCUUAUUUUUAUGCCUUUGCUUAUUUUUAAUAGUGUGUUUUGGUCUGGAUUUUAGGUUUACUUUUGUCAUAUGUUUGGCUUGUUUUAGGCUUGCUUUUGUCAUAUGUUUGGCUUGUUUUAGGCUUACUUUCGUCGUAUGUUUGGCUUGUUUUGGGCUUACUUUUGUCAUAUGUUUGGCUUGUUUUGGGCUUACUUUUGUCAUAUGUUGGCUUAUUUUAGAGUUUUUUUAGAUUCUUUUGUUUGUCGUCUUUCAGGCUUACUUUCGGCAAAUUUUAGGCUUUCUCAUGGUAUUCACCCUUAUUUUAGUCGUAUUUAAAGCUAUACCUUUGUCUUGCUUUAAUCUCCAUUUUUCGUAUUUUAGCCUUACUUUCAUUAUGCUUCAGGUUCAAAAGGAGUUCUAAGGAAGCUAGUUGGACUGCCGAAAGUACCAUCUUUACCAAAGUUCAAGGACAAAAGAGUUAUUCCAUUGGGCGAUGACGAAGAUGUUAACAUGUGUCUAACCAAACAGCCAUGUUUAAAUGACGGAAGAUGUAUACAAGAAGGGAAUAGGUAAGUUAUUUGGAUUUUGGGCGAAGUUGAUUUUAGGCUUGUUUUGUUAGUUUCCAGGCUUGUUUAUUUAUAUUUUGGGGGUUUUUAAGGUACUGGAGGGGUUUUAUUAUUGUGGGACUAAUGCAACGAGUUAUCAUUUGAUAUAGUAGAGUGGCAACAGCUGCAACAGUUCAAACUUAUGAUCUUCACACUAGGCUACUACAAUAUAAAACACUAUACAUUACUUAAGAGUCAGUCAUGUAAAUCAUUUUUACAAAAGUAAUGAACAUUAUCAAAAGUAACUAUACAAAACUAAAUAUUGAAGUAAAAUAUUUCAAAAAGCAACCAAAUAUUACAAUACAAUAUCAAGAAAAUACCCUAUCUUACACUAGAUCUAUAUAUACGCCAACUAUUAUACUGCGAUAUCAAAAAACAAUCUCAAUUUACCUCAGACAAUUUAAUCAGAAUGAAGUUCUUUAUUCUAGUACAAUAUCAGUAGCUAAAGAUGGUAAUUCAUUGAAACGAUGGCUAUGACCUCCCUCUCGAACCAAGUUCUGCGUAAAAUGGUAUCAUUGAGUUGGCAUCGAAUGGGUCUCGUCGCCCAUAGUAGAAAACAAACAGGCAGGGCAGUAGUAUCAUUGAUACCAUAAGGAGCACACCAAUUAUGAUUAUCGAUCUGAAAAAACAAUAAAUUAGAAAUUAGGGCUAUAUGUGUGAUAAGAGUUAGAAAAUAUGGCUAAAGGUGUACUUACAGAUGGUAAACCUUGACAUAGCUUGUGACUCUUUCGAACUGGUCAUCUGGGAAACUUGGAGUGUACGACCCUUUAUCAAACCCAACAAUGGAACUAAAUGGACCCUAAAAUGACUUUUAUUAUGAAUUGAUUUUAGUCUUUUAGGCCUAGACUUGAUAAGGGGUCGAUCUGCUAGGCCCGAGCUUGGACUGGGCUAAACCAAAUUUGAAAGUGGCUGGUCCCAAACCAAAACACUCAUAUUAUUAAUAGAGGUUACCGUAACUUACCCAAGCUAUGAACUCAAAAGGCGUUGGUUCUGAUUGGUACUUUAGGUAAAUGUUAAACGCAGGCAAAUCCUGAAACUGAAAUUUUAAAAAAAUGAAAAAAAAGUUUUGUUUUGAUAAACAAACAUUUAUCUAAAGAAUACUUACUUUUCCUCCACACUGAUCAAUAUUAAUGGUUACUGUGGUUAGUUCUACAAAAAGAAAAAGUAUUAAAAAUAAUGACAAAUUCUAAAAAAAUGUUGAUAAUACCGAAAAAGUAAUGGCAAAAGUUAAAAAAUAAUGGAGGAACUUUCAAAAAUAAUGCCUUAAUUUUGAAAAUAAUGAAAAAAAGAAAUAAAAAUUUUACAAAGUAAUGACAAAAUAUCAAAAAUAACAGCAAAACCUUAAAGAUUGUGGCAAAAUCUAAAACUAAAAGACCAAAAACCAACCUCGACUAAGACCUACGCUUACAGCGAAGCCCUUUAGACAGCUGAUCUCGAUUGAAACAGGGUUAGUUGCCCAAAAUGCCAAGUACAGUUCUUGAUUGAAGCGGAUGUCCUGUAUGGCUAGCUUAAUCUGACUAAUAUCGACCAGUGUUACAUUGUUUCGAACUUUGCCAUAGCUGAAACUCUUGAUUGAAUAUUUUUUUAGAUAGUAUGCCAUUAUUAUCAGGUUGUUCGAAUAUAAAUGAGCCAUUCAAAGCGCCCAAUUUUGAAAAUUUUGGCUCAUCAUAUUCGGAUAACCUGAUAUAAAUAUGUAGUAGGGGAAUAUUGUUUUAGAGACUGUGCCCUUACUAUACGUGGUAAAGACAUAUUGUUUUUAGAGACUGUAUGUCAUUAUAAUAUGUAGUAUCAUUAGCCAUAAGACUUUUUUUAUUGUGAUACCAUUAGGCUUAAACUAAAGGCUUGAUGAUACUACAAUAUGAAAGUCUUAGGACUAAUGAUAAUACGAUAUGAAAGUCUUGUUACCUACAACCACUACAAAUAGGUAUUACAACUCAAUGUCAUAAAAAACAAAAUAAAGAUAAAAAAGACUCAAAAAGUAACUUACAAAAUGUUCAGACAUAUUGGCUGCAACUCUAGAAAUUGGCUGUACGGCCAUUUAUUCGUUGGCACUUGUGAAGAGACCUUACGUUGACUGUAACCAUCUUGGAACGGUAGUAUGCACCUGUCAUCUUCAAUUCUGAAAAUAUGCGGCAUAUUGUUUGGCGAGCUAUGACUAGGGCUGAAUUAAACUCCCCUACACUGAAACUCUAUAACAAGCAAAUUUUAAAUUUGAUUUGUUAUACAUAAGUUUGUUAUACAAGAGUUCGUCAUACAGGAGUUACACCAUAAAUGCGCAACCCAAGAAUUCGAAUUGAAACACUUACUCUCGCAAGAACAUGGUCUUGAUCAUUUCCACAACAUUAUACGGUAUAUCGUUCCGAAACUGACAGGAAACAAAACUCGGGAGAAUUAAAAACACCACCAAUCCUUGCAUGACAAAUGUAAAAGAAUUGAAUGUUUUUCGGGAAUUGGGGGAAUUCAAGUUUAACUUGGUUUUGUUAUACUACAGUAGACCUUUUUAUGGACUUGCUAGACUUUAAUAAAGUUUUUUGAAGUUAUUGCACUAUUGUAGAGCUUUUUAUAGACUUUGGUGUCUAUUUUUUUAUAUUGUUGAAUUUUAACGUGUCGUAUUCUAGCUAUAUAACUUAUGAGACUAAUUAUAUAUAAACUAUAAGAUUAUUGCAAAAGUAAAGUAAAUUUUUUAGUUACUACUGUGAAUGUGCACCUGAAUUCUAUGGAACUCAUUGUGAAUUUGUGGCCGAUCGAAGUGAAUGUGGCAUCAGCUUGUGCUCGAACAACUCGAUUUGCUAUAGGUAAGGUUUUUUGUUUUAUCAGUGUUUUACUUUUAGGUAGAGAUGAGGAAAGAGCCAGGCUUGUGCGGAAGUAGUUUUGAUUUUUUUACUCGGACGGUAAUUUUAAGUUUUUUUUGCCAGGGCGGUAGUUUUUAAUUUUUUUUUGGCAGGGCGGCUUGUUUUUGGGCUAGCCUUUAAAAUUACGCUUUGUUAAUGUUUGGCUUCUCUGUUCUUACCUUUAUUUUUGAAGUAUUCUUACCUUCUUUUACCUAAAAUAUACUAUUUUAGCCUGCCAGACGAACAAACCUUGGCGACAGUCGAAAAUGGGACUCUAAUACAACAUUUGGUUCAUUAUAAGUGAGUUUUUCGUAUUUAAACUCCAUUAAUAACUAUAAAAAUUUACUUUUUUAUGUAGAUGUUGGUGUAAAAAGUAUUUUAUUUUCAGAUGUUGGUGUAAGAAAGGGUUUUACGGUGAUACAUGUGACUUUACAGAAGGGAUGCGACAAUGUACUGAAGAACAAUGUAAUGGUCAUGGAAUUGUGAAUCCAGAACAGCUUCAUGAAGAAGGGUGUAAAUGCCAUUGCGAGGAGUAUUAUACUGGAGAUCAUGUGCGCUUUCUUCGAUUUUUUAUGCUUUUAUCUACUAUAAUAUAAUGUUUGUGUCAAAAGUUCAAAAUUUGUAUUGUAAAUUAAGUAAAUUUUAGUUUCUUUAGUAGAAAAAGAUCUAGAGACCGUAUUUUACAAUAGUUACUAUCUAUUUUUACCAUUAUUCUUACAGUGCGAUCUCAUAAUUCCGUGCAAAGACCAAGAAUGUAUAAAUGGAGGCAAAUGUGUGUUGAAUGAUCAACAACAAGCUGAAUGUCAAUGUCCAAAUGAUAUUUAUCAUCUUCCUAACGUCACAGUCAAAGUUAAUUAACUUUUCUUUUGUUUUUUUCGAAGUUUAGGUAAAAAAGGAAGGUUAUUAGAAAAUGGCAACACAUUUUGAUGUUGGGUGCUUGUUUCGUAACCAACUUGUGCCUUAUGAACCGCAUAAACGUUUUAAUAUUUUAGGUGAAAACUGUGAAAUAAUCGAUCUAGAGACAAGCAACGACCCAACUAUAUGUUAUCCAUGUGAAGGUGGAGGCUAUUCUCAAUAUGUAGAAUGUCUAAAAGAGAAUGCCAAAGUUGAUGCGGAUGUUUUGAUACAAAUGGUAGAUGAUUUCAUGUUAAAUGGUGGACAAAUGUCAGAUUUGGAGACGGAUUUCUGUGUUAAUAAGGGACAAUGCAAUGUUAUGAUUGGAAGCUGUAAGCUUUUAUUGUUUUGCUUUGAAUUUUAGGUAUAAAAUGUAUAAUAAACUUGACUAUAAUGAGAGUGAUCUAUAUUUUUGUAAAAGAAUUUUUAAAUGGUAAAAUACGUAACAAUUAAAAAGUUAUUUUCAGUACCAAUCAGUCCAGAAUCAGACGAAGAAGAUCAAACUGUGAACAAGUUGUUCGUCCUACCUAAAUGCGAAUGUCGACCAGAAUUUGAAGGUGAAUUUUGUGAAAAGCGUCGCAAAACGGAAUGCGAAAAGUUAUUGCCGGAAGAACGAUGUGCUCACGGUGUUUGUGUACAUACCAAAUUGAAUGGCAUCAAAUGCGUGUAAGUUCUUUAAAAUUUUAUUUUUUGAAUGUUUAGGUAACAGUUUAUGGGAGAUAAUUGGCAUGAUGGAAGGAAAGGGCCUUGGGAUAACAUUGAAAUAUUCUUUUUUGAAAUUUUGUAAAAUACGUACAUUACGGAACAUCCAAUAAUGGGCGGAAUCUAUAAUGGGCGGAAAGGCGGAAUCAAUAAUGGGCGGCCCGCUUUUUUGACCUAUCUGACCUUACCCCUUAAUUUUUUGGCCCUACCUGACCCUACCCCUCACCUUUUUUGUCCUACCUGACCAUACCCCUGACCUUUAUGGCCCUACCUGACCCCAGCCCUCACCUUUUUGUCCCUACCUGACCAUACCCCUGACCUUUUUGGUUCUACCUGACCCUCCCCCUCACCUUUUUGGUCUUACCUGACCCUCCCCCUAACCUUUAUGGCCCUACCUGACCCCAGCCCUCACCUUUUUGUCCCUACCUGACCUUACCCUUCACCUUUUUUCUUCUACCUGACCAUACCCCUGGCCUUUUUGGCCCUACCUGACCCUCCCCCCCCUCACCUUUUUGGCCCUACCUGACCCUCCCCCUCACCUUUUUGGCCCUACCUGACCCCAGCCCUCACCUUUUUGGCCCUACCUGACCCCAGCCCUCACCUUUUUGUCCCUACCUGACCAUACCCCUGACCUUUUUGGUUCUACCUGACCCUCCCCCUCACCUUUUUGGCCUUACCUGACCCUCCCCCUAACCUUUAUGGCCCUACCUGACCCCAGCCCUCACCUUUUUGUCCCUACCUGACCUUACCCUUCACCUUUUUUCUUCUACCUGACCAUACCCCUGGUCUUUUUGGCCCUACCUGACCCUCCCCCUCACCUUUUUGGCCCUACCUGACCCUCCCCCUCACCUUUUUGGCCCUACCUGACCCCAGCCCUCACCUUUUUGGCCCUACCUGACCCUCCCCCUUACCUUUUUGGCCCUACCUGACCAUACUUCUCACCCUUUUGGCCCCACCUGACCCUACCCCUGACUCUUUUGGCCCUACCUGACCAUACCCCUGACCCUUUUGGCCCUACCUGACCCUACUCCACACCUUUUUGGCCCUACCUGACCCUACCCCUCACCUUUUUUGUCCUACCUGACCCUCCCCCUCAUCUUUUUGGCCCUACCUGGCCAUACCCCUACAUUAUGGCUAAGUUUAUAGGCCAUUUUUCGAAACUUUUUUGAAUUUUUAUGAACUGUUUUUCAAUCUUUUGCCUUUUCCAGAUGUGACGAAGGCUACGAAGGUAAAAGAUGCGAGCUGAAGAACAAAUGCCAUCCAAAUCCAUGUGGAGACGCGACUUGUGUCGAGAUCACGGUCCAGGAGCUGAGCGAAGAUAAAAUACCGAUUUGUGUGUGUAACAAUGAUCAAGAUGUGGAUGGAAGAAGUGAGUGUGAUAUUUUAUAUGAUUCUUUUGAAAUUUGAAGUAAAAAAUUUGGUUUUUUUUUGUGUUUGCACGGUGCAAAAAUUAAAAAAAAAGGACUGUACGGUGCAGAUUUAUUACAUUUUAGAUUUUUAGGUAUGAAAAAGGGAAUUUUUAAAUUGUUUUUUUUUAGGUAAAAAAUGCACAAGUCCUCACUUUCAACAAUGUUAUCACGAAAAUGGCACUUCGAAAUGUGGCGCAAACGCUGCGUGUUAUCCAUGCACUCUAGAUAACGAAAAGGAUGCUCUCUUUGAUGUAACUUGAUUUUUAAUUGAAAUUUUUUGUUUAAAAUAAGUUUAAAAUGUUUUAAGGAGUUAACAGAAUGUUUUGUGGUUAUUUUGAGGUAUGAAAAGAAUAAAAAAUGCAAGGUUUUUGGGAAUUGAAAAUAAUUUUGAUCAUAACACUAUAUUUUUGAACUUUUUUUUGCUCAGAACCUAUGUUUUGAUGUAAUUUGCCUUUAACAUUGACUUUUUAUCAUAUCUAAUUAUGCUUCACAAUAAUAUUGUUUUAGGUAUGCUCCCACGAAGAGGAUGAACGAGGCUUCCGUUGUGUAUGCCCACCAGGUCUAGCUCAACCCUUUUGCCAGCGGCCGCUAACUCCAUGUGAUCUGAAUCCAUGCAAAAAUGGAGCGAUUUGCGAGCUAACUAAACACAACCAAGACGGCUACACAUGCUCAUGUAAAGACGGCUAUAAAGGACCGAAAUGUGAACAAUAUGUUGAGAUUUGCGAUCGAAGAUCAGUGAAAUGUGUCAACGGAACUUGUGUCAAAGAUUCAGCACACAAACGCGGCUACAGAUGCGAUUGUGAAUAUGAAUUUACCGGUCGAAACUGUGACAAAAAGAUUUGGGAUAGUUGGAUGGAUAAGUUUCAUGUAAGUCAUGGGUUUAUGAAGGUUUUAUGAUGUUGUAGUAGUUACUAUAGCUAUAGCAGAGACUUUCAGGGCCGACAGUUGGAUGAUUUCGUUGAUAUAAAACAAGGUAAUGGUGGGCUUGCAUUGCUGUAGAUCAUAGGAUGUUAAAGGAUUGUGGAAUUAUAACAGAUUUGUUAGAAAAGCUAAUUUUUGAUAUUAUAGUAGAUAUCAGGAUGUUUGGUCUAGUUUAGCUUAUGUUUUAUGGUUUUUGAAAGAAAUAUAAUUGAAAUGUAUAAAUUUAGGUAAAAAAAAGGACUGAAGAUUGUUAUUUUACCUACUUUUUCUAUGACUUUUAUUAAAACACAAAAAAAUUGAAGGAGUAAUGUUGUAGUAGGUAUCUGGCUGGUCGCGGGCUUUGAAAUCAUUUUUUUUUGAAUUUUUAGUCAAAAUUAUUAAUUAAAUUGACUAUUUUAGGUAGGGAAAAACCCUAGAGAACGUAAAGAGGAUGAUUUCUAUUAUUUUUGGAUUAAUCUUUCAUUUUAAAACACUAAAAAUUAGGUCUAAAGUUUGAUUUUUCAGGAACACUCAACUUACACUUAUCCAGCCGUAAUGACUCUCGUUCUAACAUUUAUCAUGAGCCUGUACUAUGCCAAGGUGUUUGUGACGAAAAAGCUGGACCAAAAGAUCUGGGACUUGAUCGGCGACAGCGAGGAUGA